UUACAUGAGACGUGAAUUGGACACUGCUUGGAUAUCUUUCUACAGAGCCCAGCGCAAAUCUGACCUGACACAAUGGAUAAUUCUGGGAAAGAAAAGGAAGCUUUGGCCAUUAUGGCUGAGGCAGACAAGAAGAUGAAAACGUCACAUUCGUUGUUUGGAUCGUUUUUAAGGAGUUCCUCCAAGGUUGAGGAGGCGUGUGACAUGUAUGUGAGAGCUGCCAACAUGUUCAAGAUGGCAAAGAACUGGAGUGCUGCAGGAGGUGCCUUCUGCAAAGCUGCACAACUGCAUUUGCAAGUGCAAAGCAAACACAAUGCAGCCUUGAACUUCAUUGAUGCUGGCAAUGCUUUCAAGAAGGCUGAUCCUCAAGAGGCAAUAAGCUGUUUCUGUCAGGCCAUUGACAUCUACACGGAUAUGGGGCGUUUCAACAUUGCAGCGAAGAACCACAUAUCUAUAGCUGAAAUCUAUGAGUCUGAGUUACUGGACAUAGACAAAGCUGUUGCUCAUUAUGAACAGGCAGCAGAUUACUUCAAAGGGGAGGAGUCCACCAGUGCAGCCAACAAGUGUCUCCUCAAAGUGGCAACCUAUGCAGGUCAGAUAGAACAGUACCAGAAAGCCAUUGAAAUAUUUGAGCAGAUUGGAACUUACUCCAUGGAUACUACCUUGUUGAAGUAUGGUGCUAAGGACCAUUUCUUCAAAGCUGCACUGUGUCACUUCUGUGUGGAUAUGCUCAACUGCAAGCUGGCUGUACAGAGGUAUGAAGAAAUGUUUCCUGCCUUCUCAGAUGCCAGAGAGUGCAAACUUCUUAAGAAACUUCUUGAUGCAUAUGAAGAACAGAAUAUUGAUGCAUACACUGAAGCAAUUAAGGAAUUUGACUCAAUCACAAGGCUUGAUCAAUGGCAGAUCGCAAUGCUACUGAGAAUCAAGAAGACUAUUCAGGAUGAUGAGAAUGACCUUCGCUAAUGUGAAGUCAUAAUUCCAAGCAGACUGCAUAUU
This is a messenger RNA of Xyrauchen texanus (razorback sucker), 993 nucleotides long. Its product is annotated as alpha-soluble NSF attachment protein-like. Gene Ontology annotation, cellular component: synaptobrevin 2-SNAP-25-syntaxin-1a complex; terminal bouton; vacuolar membrane. The transcript has 11 exons. The record is from RefSeq and is a predicted model, not a curated record. Gene Ontology annotation, molecular function: syntaxin binding; soluble NSF attachment protein activity. Gene Ontology annotation, biological process: SNARE complex disassembly; synaptic transmission, glutamatergic; regulation of synaptic vesicle priming. Bases 73 to 960 code for a protein of 295 amino acids. Lineage: Eukaryota; Metazoa; Chordata; Actinopteri; Cypriniformes; Catostomidae.